AAGCCACGCCCCCUUCCUCGCCUUGACGACGUGUGUCUUCCAACGUGCUGAAGGGAGGGAAGUAAACAAGGCCCGGCCUCCUCCCCCCCCCCGCCCGCGCGAGUGAGCGACAAGGCCUCCAGUACCUUCCAGGAGGCUCUGGGCCUAGGAGAGAGAGAGGAGGAGGGAACCCGCCCGGAGCUGUGGCGCAGAAGGAAUUCCCGCUCCGGCGCGGCCUGAGGGGGAAGGGAGUGGGGGCGGCUGCCUUAGGGCUCCGUCGCGGCCUCUGUGAGGUGCAAGGGCAGAGGGGCGGCAGUUGCAGGCCGGUGACGACAGGAGGGUGAUGCCCGUGUUUAUUUUUACUCUGGCGCCUCAUCCUUUCUGGCUUCCUGCGAGGAGGAGGAGGGGCGGCGGCGGCGGCGGCGGGCCCCGUGGUCGCUCCCUGGCCCGGCCCCUGCGGCCUUCCGCGGGCUGCUGUUACGGCCGCCGCCGCCGCCUAUAAAGGGCCGAGGAUGCAGCUCUACAGCACCAUCGUCGCUCACUACCCGGCGGCCGCAGCCACAGCAGCGGCGAGCAGCGCAGCGAGCGGGCCGACGGGCGUCGUCUUCAAAGUCUCGCCUUCGCCGGAGCCCUCGGGACAAGGUCCGGUGGGAGUCGAGAGCGACUCGGUUGGAGGAGGCGGAGGAGGAGUGACUUCGAGCGCCGUCGUCGGAGCGGGAGCAGCCGCCGCCAUGCCCGCCUUCUCCUGCCUGGAGCUGCUGCCCCCGGCGGGGCCCGGGCAGAGGAAGCCGGCGCAGCACCAGCCGGCGCCGCAGUGCUACAGCCCUGGCGCGCAGAUGAUCCGCCGCAGGCCGUUGGAAAGGGUCGUGCCUAUCCGGCUGGUGCCGCGCCCGGAGCCCGUCGUCGUGGCGGCCGAGCUGGGCCCGGCGGCGGCCGCGGCGCACGCCCACCAGUGGCUGCUGCUGGAAACCGGCGGCGGGGGCGAUGGCAGCGCGGCCGUUGCCGCCGCCGCCGCCCAGCCCGGCUUGCAGCAGGAGCCCAGCAACCACGGCCUCCGCUUCAGCGAGCAUUGCCAGGCCAUGCAGGCGGCGACGGCGGCGGCUGCUGCUGCCGCCAGCGCCUACCCGGGCGUCGCCGUUGAGGCCCGUCCCGCCUGCCAGGCGCCCUCCGCCGCCUUGGAGCAUGGCGGUUGCCGGCGGGAGGCCGAGCUGGAGGCCGCCGCCGAGGAGGAGAGCCCCUACCAGGUGCGCCCGACGGAGCGCUGCGAGAAGCUGGCGCUUUACCUGGCCGAGGUGGAGAAGCAGGACAAGUACCUUCGGCACAAGGACCGCUUCCGCUUCCACAUCAUCCCCGAUGGCAACUGCUUGUACCGCGCCGUCUGCAAGGCCGUCAACGGGGACCAGCGGCUGCACGGUGAACUCCGUGAGCAGACGGUGCACUACAUCGCCGACCACCUGGACCACUUCAGCCCCAUCAUCGAGGGCGAUGUGGGCGAGUUCCUCAUCAACGCCGCCCAGGACGGCGCCUGGGCCGGCUACCCGGAGUUGCUGGCCAUGGGACAGAUGCUGAAUGUCAACAUCCACCUUACCACUGGCGGCCGGCCCGAGAGCCCCACUGUCUCCACCAUGGCCCACUACCUGGGGCCUGAGGACCCCAGCCGGCGCAGCAUCUGGCUGAGCUGGCUUAGCAACGGGCAUUACGACGCUGUGCUCGAUCGCCAGUGCCCCAAUCCGGAGUAUGAGGAAUGGUGCCGGCAGACUCAGGUGCAGCGCAGGAGGGACGAGGAGCUGGCCAAAUCCAUGGCCGUAUCUCUGUCGAAGAUGUACAUUGAGCAGAAUGCCUGCUCCUGAGAUGGGAACAGCAUCAGUUGCCUGCUGUCCUGGUGCCUUAUCGUUUUCCAUCCAGCAUUCGUGCCCUAAACUCAGCAAGAACGUGAAGGGGAACAAACCUAGACUGAGAUUUGCAAUGAGUGCUUUGUGUAUAUACCUUCAGAUCCUGGUUAUUUACCAUUCUGUUCUUUUGUAUAUGUUUGUUCUAUUUCCAGUACACUCUUUCUUUUCUAUAAGGGUUGGUUUUUUUUUCCUUUUUGCACAACAUUUUUUAACCUGUUACCUCUGACUUAUCGCCAAAAAUAAGUUAGUAAGAGGUUUGUUAGGGUUUCUGUGCUAAUACGGCUUAUGGUUUAACAGUAGUUUUAUGCUGCAUUUUGAAACCUACACACAUUCUAACAAAGGGGGGGAUGUGUGUUAGUUCACUGACUUCCCACUCUUCCUCAUUAAAUGAAAGCAAAGAACAUUCAGCUGCUUAAAACAACAACAGCAGCAACAACAACAACAACAUGCAGUUAACUUUUAAGUCGCAAGUUUUAAAGUGAAUUGACCACACUGCAGAGCAGGAUUUCUUCAGACAAUUGGAACAUGGCUUUUUCAAGAAUGAUACAGAGAGCAAUUGUGACUCUUCUGUGUUCAGUUGUUGACUAGUGUAAGCUGGCUUUUCAUUUUAUUGCCUGGUUAGUGCCAUCUUUUUUUCUUUUUAGUAUUAUCUGGUUUAGAAUGUUAAGACAUGGUUAAAUUGCUCCAUAAGAAUGGCCUUGAUUUGUGGUCUUGUUCUUUUAAUGAAUUUACAUGCUUGCUGCCUGCCUUCUGACAGUGCACCAGCAGGUUUAUUUUAUCACAUUCUGUUCUUUAGACGUUUUCUAAUCAUUAAUAAUGGGUUUACUCUGGUAUUAUGUAAAAAUGUAUUUAUACUAAGUUUGUAUGUAUGGUUUGCUGGGUCAAACAUUCAAGGUUUUCAAGGUAAAAGCUACCCUCUUUAAUUUCCAAUUAAAAUGAAAUAGCUAGAUAUAUUUAUUCAGUAAUGGAGUUUGUACUUUUUUAUUGUGUGACUUGAAUUUAUACUGUAUUUGUAUAAUAGGAAUAUUCUUAGCUAUUCUGGAAUAAAUGUAUAGUUUUGCUUGGAUUUACAUUUGGAUUUAUGUCAGUGAGUAACAUUUGCAAAUCAGGGUGGGGUGGAGUAAAAAUGUGUGCCCUUUCAGAAUUGGGAUAGGUGGCUGGGCUGCACAAGAGGAUAAGAAAGCCCUUUCCUCUCUGUGAAGAAUGUCUCCCUUGCCACUAAGCUUGCCUCCCAAAAGGUUUGGAAGCAAGAUCAUGCUUUACUUACGGUCAUUAUGGUGCCAUGAGAAGGGGUAGAUGAGAGAUGGAAGAGGGAGGGGGAGAAGCUAGAAUUAGUAAUUAAUUUGUAGGAUAAUUGUCCAACUUUAAGCAUUGAGAGCUGGCAGUGGUUUUUUAAUUGGGAAGAACUCCCACCUUUACAAAUUUUCUGGCUGCAACUCCUUUAACAAAUUUUAGAUUUAUAACAUUUCAUUGAUAAAGCUCAUGAAUUGACAUUUCGUGAGCAUUUGCUUAAAUGUGGUCAGGAGAUGUCACCAGGAGAUUUUUCUUCUCAGGCUUCUAUUCCCCUGCACCUCUGAGCUGGUACCUUUUUUUUGUUGUUUUUUUGCUUUGCCCAUUGCCGCUUUCUGCACCAUCUUUCCUUACCAUAUUUCAUUUUGUUUCUCUUUGUUCUUGUGCUUCUUUCUUUGCAUUUAUGGUACAUACAAACAAUGGGGGGGGGGAAACCCACCUCAAACUGAGCCCCAUUUUAAGAGUAUUAAUUGAAAUGUUAAUACUUGAUCAUAUAUUAGUAUUGUAUGUAAAUUGACAAACGUUAAUAAAUGUUUUGUACUAGCCCUCUGAGGGGUGGCAGGAAAUGGUCAGAAAGCUUCAUCCUGCCUAUAACUGUCAGUUACAGUUCUUUGCUAGGUGUAGAGGCAGAACAGAGCAUUGUUUAGAGGCCUGCCUAUGUUUCCAUACCAAUGAAAGCUUUCCCUCCUCUGUUGACAGCAUGGAAAUGCAGGCUGCAAAUCUUUUAGCAAGCCAGUAGCUUUUGUGGGCUUACUUAGAAGGCUGACUUACAACUUUCCUCCAUGCAUUUGUUUAACCCUUCUUCAACAUUAUCUGUGUUAGAGAGGGCAUUACCAUUCCAUUAAUUAAUGAGUGGCACAAGAAUAAGUACUCUGGUUGUCCUGAAUCUUUUUGGCUAUUUGAUUGAGGUAUUUAUCAUAUUUCCCCUAUGCUUCCGAUUCUUUGAAAAUGGCAUCCAUCACUAAUAAAUAAAGACAAUGAUUACUUCGAGAAAAUUAAAUACAACCUUCGAACAACAAUAUUUAGCACUUGCAUAGGUACAAAAGGGGCAUAUAAAUGUAAGAAAAGAAAAAAAGAUUGUAUUUCAAGUGUAUUUGUCAUGUUUAGUUGGUAGCAAAGGUAAAAAAAGUGUGACCCACCAGAUGUUGUUAGACUAUCAGUCCCAGCCAACAUGGCCAGUAGUCAGGGAUGAUGAAGGUUGUAGUUCAGUAACAUCUGGAAAGCUGUAGAUUUCUCAGGCUUGAUUGUGAGACAUAAUCACUCAUUUUGUCCCUUUCCUCUCAUGCAAGAAGGAAUGCCUCUACCAAGAGGAUGCCUGCUAUGACGCACGCAUCAUUUAAGAACAAAGUAUGCUUCCCUCCCACCUUCAAAACUAUAUGCAGGCUUCAUUGGUUAAUACACAGUUAAAUCAAUAUUUCUUUUAACUAUGUGGCAGUCCUUUUUCAAAUCAAAUAUUCAUACACCGGAAGCAUUGGCCUGUCACUUUGAGCCAUAAAGUUUAACCACGAUUUAAAGGUGAACAUGCAGCGUGCUAGUGAGUAGGGCAAAACUCGCAGCCACUUUGCUCGUCUGCUGUUCCUGUCAUGCUGUUGGGAGCCAGGCCAUAGUUUGGCUUAGCAGCAACAUCUGAACUCAAGUUUGUGGUUUAUUUCUGCCAUGAAAGACCUUGGUUACAAUAUGUGGUUUCCUUAAACAAACCACAAACCUGGAUUUAAUGCUAAGCCAAACCAUGGCUUGUGGCACGAGAAAAGCAACACACCCUUGGUUUUCAACCCAAGUGUGUGCUUACCUUUGAAUCACCAUUAACUGCUUUAAAGUGACAUGAACCAGUGUGAAAGCCUGGUGUAAAAAUGCUAACCAUCAGAUGAACUUGCUUUUUUCUGAAGUGGUAGCUUCCAGUUUUCCCACAUACUGGCUCUUCCGUAAGCAGAAUGUGACAGAUAACCUUAGGCAGCACAGCUGGGGCAACACUAAUUAAUUGUAUGCAGUCUGGUCCUAGUCUGCUUUACUCCAAGCUGGUCUCAUCCAGUUUAGUGAGACUUGCUCUUGAAAUAUUUUGUGGCAGUGGUAUGGACGAUGUAUUCUUGAAGCACACAGCUGUAGUAAGUAGCCACUGUCUCUUCCAUCUGCUUAGGCACUAGAGACCUUUUGAAUGAAUGGAGAAGCAAAUAUGGUAACUGAUGUUUUCAUGCAAUGCUAUGCAUAUCACCAAACAGACAUUUUUCUAGUCCAGCUGGUAUUGAUACAUGUGCAUGGGAAUGUUUUAUUUUGUACGCUGAAAUUAUAGAGGGGGAUAUUAGUGUCAUUCUCAUGAAAGAAAGAGACAAUGGAACUACAAUCUUUUUUAUUUUUUACCUGCACAUUAUUGCAAGGUUUUUCCAUUGGGCAGAUGCCAUGCUAUUCACUGAUUAAUGAGAAAAUUCCAACUGCAGAGCCAAGUAUAAAUUAUGUCGGAAGUAGGUCAAGGCAGGAACAUACUUUGCAACAAACACAGCCAUCCUGUUGGCUCACUUGGAGAACUGAACAAACAGCCUUUCCAGUCCCAUCCCUCCCCAUCGGUGAAAAGCUUUGGAAGUUCCAAGUAACCUGUUCUAGCUUGUUUCGGGAACUUCAUCAACUGCAAGUUCCUUAGGGUCUUUCCAGAUAAUGAAAUGAAAGCUUGCAAAACAUGCAUGUUGUUUUUACCUGUAUCUCUCCAUUCAUGUUUAGUCUGGGUGCUGAAGAGGCCAACCUGGAAUUUUGGUGUGCCAAGCAUGGUUUUAUAAGUAUGUAGGUGCCAGAAUCGGCAGUUUGCAAUAUUUGGCUGCAAUGUUUUGGUAAACAAAGCUGAAAAUGCUUAUGCAAGUGGUGGUAUUUAUUUUUAAAUCCUUCAGAUUAAAUAAACCAAUUCAGUCAACAACAGUAGUUAGAAUUCAUAGUAAACAACUAGGACAUAAAGGGAAUUCACAUUUCAACUUGUGAAUAUCAAAGUAGUGCAGAUAAGCAAUUUCAUCUUCACCCUCUUCUCCAGAUAAAGGGUAUGCUGCUGCAAGUGUGUGCUCAUUAGAGCAGCUGUCAUGGAGUUCUAGCCAAUGUUAGUUUAUAUACUGCAGAGACCCAUUGAAAUGAAUGGACAACAUGGGUUUGAAUCUUAGCUCCAUUUAAUAGGGCUUCUGUUUUUGUUCCUGUUUAUUAUUUGCUUUCAGGUAGUCAUGGUUAGAAUUGCACUGUAACUUAGGCCCAUUAAUUUAAAUGGGUCUAAUCUAAGUCAUCCUUAGCUUGGAUCCAAACCAUGAUUUUCCUAGCCGUGGCACAGAAAUGUACAAGAGAGUUUUAACUGUAGAACAUUUACACCAGUUGAUAUGGUAAGGCUGUGCAGAAUGCAGUUAACACUUGAAGAGUUCUAAUACUGCUUUGGAGCGGGAUGUAUUGUUAAAUGUGCGGUCUACGUGCCACCCUGCAAUUUCCCCAUGUAAUCCCGACGCUUAAUUCUAGGGAUCUUUUGGCACUGAGACUAGGACACCAGAAUUUGACACUCCCAACAGUUAACACAGAUCACAGAGAUAAGUCAGAAGUCAAUGUUGUUAUAUCAAAAGGGAAUUGGCUUAUAUACUAAAAUAUUCAAUAAACAGUGUGUUGAUACUAGUCUGAACUUAGGAAAGUUAAAAACUGUUAUAAGAGUUAUUCUGAUCAGCAUUCGUAGGAAUGCACAAGAAACCUAGGAUGUGGUCAGGGGAAAGGGGAUGGGAGGAGUGGGAGAGAUUUGACAGAAAGGCUGGAAGAGGUAUCAGAAAGGAAAAAUGGGCACUGCAUAGAGCUGGUGGUUUGUAGAAACAUGGGGAGGUUGUACAAAGAUAAAAUACUGAACAAAAAUGAAAUUUGCAUUUGUUUCUCUCACUUUUUCCACUUGCACUGCCCACUACUGCCAUAUAGUUCUAGGAAGGCUGCCCAGAAGAGAAUUCAGACUUUGGGCUAAAAAAAGGUUCCCCAUCCAUGAAUGUGGCCAUAGCACUUCAUAGCCAGUGUUGUAUCCUCACUGAGAACACCUUACAAAUUUAGUCCACCCAUUCCCACACUUUGAAGUCUGGACUUUUGUUUCAAAUUCUGAAUCAUAACUCCUUUUGGAUACUUUAACAGUGUGUCACGGUGCCCCAGCCAGCUACAGCAUGGACCACUCACAGACUUAUCUUUAAUUUUUCUGCAGUUUGACCUAUGUCACAGAAUUGUUUCCUAUUGCCUGCCGCUUCCAUAGUUCCUUUCCCUGACAUAUUAAACUUCCAGUGGUAGUAUACUAGCAAAUAAAAACAUCACUCAUCUGAAAUCACCCGGAUAUGUUUGUGGUGACACGCAGUAGUACCAUAUAUCACUUGCUCUAAUGUAAUAAUGUCUGUUUCAUCGUGUGUGGUUUUAAGGUCUCACUCUUGAGCCACAGAACUGCAUUGGACCUGAGUUGGCUAGUCUGAAUUUCCAGUUAGCACAAGAAUAUAUUCAGUGCUUUUUUCCCUUGACAUACUGUACAAAUUCUGAACGUAUUAUUCUGAACCAUUUGCUUUUUGUUCUCAAUAUUUGUUUACACAACUCAUUCUAUUGUAAUAGAACCUGUUCCGAAAGUUUGGGGUAUAUUGACGCUGGCAUAGACUUGAUACCUGCAGUCCUAAUAUGAACCACACUCUUAAAUUACAUUCCUGUGGUGCAGGUGGGUGGGGCUAACAGAUGGACAAAAAAAGCAGUGGCAAAAAGAUCUAUAUUGCAAGGCUGGAAGGACAAAUGCCCACCACUGACUUCUCACUGAUCUGAAUAUCUCACUGUCCUUUCCACAUUUGAACUCAUGGCUUAUAAUUAUCAGUGUUGUAUAGAUGCCAAUUGGGCAUAUGAAUUGCUUAUGUUAAUCUAUAUAUUUAAGAUAGAAUGGAUAGAAUAGCCUUACUGUUAAAUCAGCUAGCAAUGGUUUUACAUCUUACUUUUCUGUUGUAGUUGCAAAAUUAAAAAGGGUU
Messenger RNA from Podarcis lilfordi (Lilford's wall lizard), 8134 nucleotides. NCBI's taxonomy places the organism in Eukaryota, Metazoa, Chordata, Lepidosauria, Squamata, Lacertidae. The record is from the annotation of a GenBank genome assembly.